CAUCAUGAGGGAUGAUGAUCUAAGAAAAACGUCACACUGUUUGGAACUGGAAAAUGUGGCUUUUGUGCAAAUUUUUAAUUUUGCAAAUGCCUGAACUCAGCGGUAACACGCACCACACUCCCCAAGUUUUAAGAUUUUUUUCAACUAAAGUGGUGUGACGUUAUUGAACGUGAUACAUAGACUUAUUACAUUGUGGCGGACAGGCAGAGGGGAAGUCAAUAGAAGGAUAGAAUGAAAAGAACAGGCAGUGAGAAAGUGAGGUAUGGUGUCAAUGAGGGCAGCUGGUGGUGCAGCCUCCAGCCAGACAAGGCUGAAAUCUGAGACUUGCACAACCACAGAGCCGGGCGGAGGGAGGGGGCAGAAAGAAAGAAACACAAGUGAGAGAAAGGGAGAGAAUGUCCAUCGAGGAGAAAGAAGGCAAAAUAUGCAGGCUCGAGGCAGAGCAAGCAUGUGAGGAAGUGUGGGGCAGAGAAAGGAAAAUGGAGAAAUACUGACAUGAAAGAUGAAGUGUAGUAGGGCAAAUAAAAUUUGUAAGAAUUGAGUCAAUGUCUGUGUAAAAGAAAAAAUGAUGUGUCGUGGAGAAGAAGGGGUUAUGUGUUUGGUUAGGGAGCUGCCAAGAGAGAAAGGGGAAGGGUGUGAGUGAGCAUGCUCUGUUUGGACUGACAUUGGAUGCCGGCUUAGCUCUUCUCCGUCUUGCACAGAAACACACCCAGCAGCAGUGACACCUACCACACUCCAGGGGACUGAAAGAACAUGGCUUGAAUAAAAGAACACAGAGGAGAAAAAGCCAGAGGGAGAGUUACUUUGUUCGGGACUUUCCCUCCUUUUCCUCUCUUGCGAGUUACAGACCUCUCCUCUUCUACCGGGAAAGCAAGAGAGAGCGGGGCUUUGUUUUCCAAUCAGUAAAGGAUUAUUCUUCCAGCAACUCUUAACACCAUACAAGAUUUGUUUUUCAUGGCAACCAGCUUGUCUUUUGCCGUGGGAAUUGUGCUUUUGUGCUUCAAACCUGCAAGUUUGGAAAAUUAGUUUUGGAAGAGGAUGUACCUUUUUAAAGCUGCAGUAGUACAGCACCAAACAGUCCCUGAAGAUCUGGCACCAGGGAAAACAAAGGUGGAACUUGUAAAAGGAUAAUUAUCCAGAGUUGGAGGCAAUCUACUGUGACUAUCUCAUGUUUUAGUUCCUAGUGGCUGAUUAGGAGGAGCCAGGGAGCGGCAGAUUGACCACACACUGACAUACUGCUAACACACUGCUGACUACAUUUGCAAGGCUUGAGUGUAACAGAGAGCAAAUCACUGAGUUUGUCUGUUUCUUUGUGCUGCCGCAAAAGCACCUAGCAACCUGCUUGGUGUUCGUUCUUUUUUGGUAUUCAGUUUGGCCUGAUAGGCAGGUCUGAUGGAUGCCUGUUUUGCUUGCUGUUCCAGUGACUGAAGAAUUUUAUUUUGUACUUUCCACGGACAUAGACAGACACUCUGCUGUCCUCCUCUUGUCCCCUCCCCUUGAGGAUUGUUAUGUUUGCGGGUAUUAGGCAUCUCAGUUUGCCCUUGUCUGGACACAGCCCUCAUUCUUUCAUUCCAGCUUUCCCUGGACCCUCAUGAGCUUAUGCUUCCAAAGUGGGAGACCGGGAGGGAGAAAUGUGAUCCUCUGUUUUGCGGUGUGUUUUGGGCAGCAGCAACAGUGUGGUUUCCAUGGAAAAGGCCAGAGAAAUAUGGCGUUGAGGGGCUGCGUGAAUGCUCUACCCCUAUGUCUCUGGUCCAAGUGAAAUCAAAGCCAGCUAGCGUAGCACUGCAAGCUCCGCCCUGGAAUUCCUUGUUCAGACUCUUCUCAUGUGUAGCCACAAGGAGCGUGCACAGGACUAAAGAGGUCCCCACAUUUCAAGAGAAGACGAAGGCCUUAUUUGGAAAUCUUAUGGACGAAGAAAUGAGUCGCCAGACUGCCACCGCGCUGCCCACAGGAACCUCCAAGUGCCCCCCCUCCCAGCGCGUGCCCACCCUGUCAGGCACCACUGCCUCCAACAGCGACCUGGCCAGCCUGUUCGAGUGCCCUGUCUGCUUCGACUAUGUCCUACCCCCUAUCCUGCAGUGCCAGUCUGGACACCUGGUAUGUUCCAACUGCCGGCCCAAGCUCACCUGCUGCCCCACCUGCCGAGGCCCUCUGGGCUCCAUCAGGAACCUGGCCAUGGAGAAGGUGGCUAACUCUGUCCUCUUCCCCUGCAAGUACGCCUCAUCGGGCUGCGAAGUCACGCUGCCUCACACUGACAAGACGGAGCACGAAGAGCUGUGCGAGUUUCGGCCGUACUCCUGCCCCUGCCCUGGCGCCUCCUGCAAGUGGCAGGGCUCCCUGGAUGCUGUCAUGCCUCACCUGAUGCACCAGCACAAGUCCAUCACCACACUGCAGGGGGAGGACAUCGUGUUCCUGGCCACAGACAUCAACCUCCCGGGCGCGGUGGACUGGGUAAUGAUGCAGUCCUGCUUCGGCUUCCACUUCAUGCUGGUGCUGGAGAAGCAGGAGAAGUAUGACGGCCACCAGCAGUUCUUCGCCAUCGUGCAGCUCAUCGGGACCCGCAAGCAGGCCGAGAACUUCGCCUACCGGCUGGAGCUCAACGGGCACCGGCGCCGCCUCACCUGGGAGGCCACGCCGCGCUCCAUCCACGAGGGCAUCGCCACGGCCAUCAUGAACAGCGACUGCCUAGUGUUCGACACGUCCAUCGCACAGCUGUUUGCGGAGAACGGCAACUUGGGCAUCAACGUCACCAUCUCCAUGUGCUAAGAACUUUGAAGAGAAGAGGGUCAAAAAGUUACAGAUUGUCAGGGGGCAUUUUUUAAGGGGGUCAAAUCGGUUGUGACCUCACAGCGCUAACCCCCUUUCUGCCUCACCCCUUGAGACGUGGAACUGGACUGUCUGAUCAGGCAGCCGCGGAGGCCCAGGGGGUGGGAUGGAUGAAUGGAUGGAUGGAUGAAUAAAACAAGGACAUGACUGUGUAGUGAUGGCUAUAGACUUCUUAACAAACACACAAACAUAUGUGAGACUCUUGCACGCACAUGCAGUCUCGCCCUCUCUUGGUCAUAAAACAAGGACAUAAACUGAAAAGCUGUUCAGUCAAACUCGCUUGUCAAACUCCCGUCUCAUCAAGUGAUUUUUCCCACCGCUCUUAUUUUAGUGUCUCUCUUUCUUCUCUUCCCCUCCGUCAUCCUCAGACAUUUCAGACACUACAGCUCUGCGACCUUCACCCAGAGACGCUGGAGGCCAGUCAUCACUGAGCAGCCCUGCGCCCUGACAGCCACACACUGAGGAGGGCUCAAGCUAUAUUUCAAUAUGGACUCCCGGUCAGUGCUAGUCAGCUAUCUAGCCCCACCCACCCCCAACCCCCCGAUUCCCUGCUGUUUGUAUUCCACCUCAGUACCACUCAGACCUCCUGGAUUGAACGGUUCACACGCUACCGACACUCGUAGGGCUCCAACCGUGGCUGGCUUUCACCUCAGCGGGCGUCUUCAUGUAUUAGCUAGCUCAGAGUGGAACCCAAAGCUCAUGAAGUUCUGUGUCGCAGAUUUGGGUAUUUAGCUUCACCUGUGACUGACUUUGCUAUCGAUGGCUGGGACUGGAACCGCCGCCCACAGACAUGGACGGCUGUAGCACCCAUAACCAUUGACAUCAAGUUAUGUCCAAGACAGCAGUCGGUCUACACAACAUCAGGCUCAUCUGGUUUCCUUCCGGCCCACAUCUGGUCAACCCGAAGCUAAAGAUUGUGCAUUGGACACUCUUUAAAUAGUUGACUGUCGUUGUUGAUAGUUCUUAGAACAGACUCUGCUCUCAUACUGUAUGGAUUUAAGAAGGCCCUCAGCUACAUCAGCCCUGGAUUUUUUUUAUUAUUAUUAUUUUCAUGGAAUGGACACCACAGUGGAGUUCUCACACACACAAAACACACACCUGUUCCUUGCAUUACAGGCCAUGUGUGCAGGUGUACUAGCGAAUGAGUUGAGUGCGUGUCGGAGCAUCUUUGACCGAGGAUUAGAGGGGUCUUUUUGUUGUUUUUCAGAACGAGGAAGAAAAAAAAACACUGCAUUUCAGUUGAGUCACAGUUUUCUUUUGGGGUUUAUUUUAUAAGUCUGUUUCUUUUUAAUUAUUUUAGUUGUCUUUUUUUUGUAUGAGAGGAGCAAAGAACUCCUGAUGUGUGUGUGUGUGUGUGUGUGUGUAUGUGUGUGUAUAUGUGUGUGUGUACGAGAUGGACAUGUGGCAAAAAUUCUGCUCACUUUCUCCCUUCUCUCUCCGCUCUUCUUUGAAUUCUUCUCUGCCUCCAUGUCGCUCUGUCUGCCAGUGUCAGCCUCAACCACUGAUUGACUGAUCACCCAACCAGGAAUGAGGGACAGUUUCUACCGUUACAAUGUUGCUAUUGUUAUUAUUAAAUGGAGAUUAUCAUAAUUAUCAUUUUUUGUAAUGACUUUUAAAAACAAAAAUUAAAAGGCAGUUGUAAAACUUGUGGCUAAACUUCAGUGUUUGUAGUUAAAAAGCAAGUUGUGUCGUUCUUCUGAAGGUUUGUUUCCACCACCCUCACCCCCACCCCCCCCGACCCCCCCACCCUCGAGUUGAAUUGUUUUUCCUCAUCUAUUUGUCUCUCCGUCCCCUUGUUUGUGUGGUAAGUCUUUUUCUUUUUCUUUUUCUUUUUGUCUGUGAGGAGGGAGGGAGGUCAAGCCAAUCAUCUCUCCCUUCCUCUUCAUGUGGAGUCUCAGUAAUGUUGCUGCUCUCCCUCAACUCCUUGACUUUUUUUCUGUUUUAAUUUGUCAUUAAAUAAAUCUAUCUUUUUCAUA
Messenger RNA from Epinephelus lanceolatus (giant grouper), 4802 nucleotides. RefSeq names its product siah E3 ubiquitin protein ligase 1 (gene siah1). Lineage: Eukaryota; Metazoa; Chordata; Actinopteri; Perciformes; Serranidae. Gene Ontology annotation, molecular function: ubiquitin conjugating enzyme binding; zinc ion binding; ubiquitin protein ligase activity. The record is from RefSeq and is a predicted model, not a curated record. Gene Ontology annotation, biological process: multicellular organism development; proteasome-mediated ubiquitin-dependent protein catabolic process. Gene Ontology annotation, cellular component: cytoplasm.